Messenger RNA from Phaethon lepturus (White-tailed tropicbird), 1576 nucleotides. It is a transcript of the gene PRKX, whose product is annotated as protein kinase, X-linked. Bases 1 to 1116 code for a protein of 371 amino acids. Gene Ontology annotation, molecular function: protein serine/threonine kinase activity; ATP binding. Gene Ontology annotation, biological process: protein phosphorylation. The record is from RefSeq and is a predicted model, not a curated record. The transcript is spliced from 10 exons. NCBI's taxonomy places the organism in Eukaryota, Metazoa, Chordata, Aves, Phaethontiformes, Phaethontidae.
AUGAGGAAGACUGUCAAACUGGUAACAACAGAUGAGGAGAAGGCUGAGGUACUCGACGACGACUUUGCUUCAGUCUUCACUGGCAAUCCUUCUUCCCGCACCUCUCGAGGGGAUGGACUGCAAGACACAGACUGGAGGAGCAAAAUCCCUCCCAUUGUAAGAGAUGAUCAGAAGUCCAUCUCCAUGAAAAUAAGGUUGUUUACAGGCACAGGUACCUUUGGGCGUGUUCAUCUAGUGAAGGAAAAAAUGGCCAAACGUUACUUUGCACUAAAAGUAAUGAGCAUUCCUGAUGUCAUUCGACUGAAGCAAGAGCAACAUGUGCACAAUGAAAAGUCAGUCUUGAAAGAGGUCAACCACCCCUUUUUGAUCAGACUAUUUUGGACCAACCAUGAUGAACGUUUUUUAUACAUGUUAAUGGAAUAUGUGCCAGGAGGAGAACUUUUUAGUUACCUGCGCAACAUGGGGCGUUUCAACAACAGCACAGGACUGUUUUACUCGGCAGAAAUUAUUUGUGCAAUAGAAUACCUGCACUCCAAAGAAAUAGUUUACAGAGACUUAAAACCUGAAAAUAUAUUAUUAGACAAAGAAGGACAUAUCAAGCUUACUGAUUUUGGAUUUGCUAAAAAGCUGGUGGAUAGGACAUGGACGCUCUGUGGCACUCCUGAGUACCUUGCACCGGAAGUUAUACAAAGCAAAGGCCAUGGAAGAGCUGUGGAUUGGUGGGCCCUGGGAAUUCUUAUAUUUGAGAUGUUAUCAGGGUUUCCUCCAUUUUUCGAUGACAAUCCAUUUGGUAUAUAUCAGAAGAUUCUUGCUGGCAAAAUAGAUUUCCCGAGGCAUUUGGAUUUAUAUGUAAAAGACCUUAUUAAGAAGCUGCUUGUGGUUGACAGGACAAGACGAUUGGGGAAUAUGAAGAAUGGAGCAGAUGAUGUGAAGAGACAUCGAUGGUUCAGGUCUAUAGAUUGGGACGCUGUACCUCAAGGGAGACUAAAGCCUCCCAUAGUACCGAAAGUAUCCAAUGAUGGGGAUACUUCCAAUUUUGAAGCUUAUCCUGAAGAUGACUGGAACAAGAUGCCUCCAGUACCCCCUAAAGAUCUAGAAAUUUUCAAGAACUUCUGAAUGUGACAUGUACACUGGCCGAGAAACUGGAAGGAAAUUGAAGUACUAAGAGCAAGUCUGAAGAAAAAUGGAGUUCAUACGUAAAUGAAGACUUUCUAUGUGGAUAAGAAUGAUACUGCAUUCAGAUACGUGUAUUAGUAUAUAGUAAAUAUCUAAAGAGUUGGAGGCAGGCAAGAAUAAUUUUUGCUGUAAACAUUUGACAUCAGUAAAUUGUAAUAUUGAUAGUCUACUCUGAAGUAGACUUACUAAAAUGGUAUAUUUUAGGAUUAUUUUUUUUAACUUAUGGUUUAGUUAAGUUUCCUGCUAUUCCCAGAUCCUUUUUGCAUAGUCAACUCAUAGACUUAAUUUUAUAAGUUUAUACUAAACUUGUGUAAUUAAAAGCACAAAUUAGUAUAUAUGUAUAUAAUGAAUACAAUACAACUAAAGCACAGGAACUGUGCAAAGAUGUAAAUUUUUGUAC